Molecule: messenger RNA, 709 nt
Organism: Thrips palmi
Lineage: Eukaryota; Metazoa; Arthropoda; Insecta; Thysanoptera; Thripidae
Product: endocuticle structural glycoprotein SgAbd-9-like
Exons: 3
Coding region: 1-510 (169 amino acids)
Cellular component (GO): chitin-based extracellular matrix
Molecular function (GO): structural constituent of chitin-based larval cuticle
Source: RefSeq, a predicted model, not a curated record
AUGGCGCCAGCGCCCUUCACGGCCUCGGUGCCGGGGCCAGGCGGCUCUCUCGGGGGCCCUGCCCCGGCCUUCGUCCCCAUCCUGCAGCAGCACUUCGAGCAAGCUCCGGACGGCCAGUACCGCUGGAGCUACGCCGCUGCCGACGGGACGGCCCAGGAGGCUGUGGGCGAGCUGACGGCGUCCAGAGCCAUAGCGGUGCAGGGCAGCUACUCGUACCCCAGUCCGGAGGGGCAGGUGCAAGUCAAGUACGUGGCGGACGAGUACGGAUUCCAGCCGACAGGCGCGCACAUCCACCCUGCCAUCCUCGAGGCGGUGCGGAGACAGGUGGAGCAGGCCCGGGCUGAGCCCCCCAACCUUUACAACGACGCCGGGUUCCCCGCUGGCCAGGGAGGGCAGCAAGGCCUGGCGGUGGGUCCACCACUGCCUCUGCCGCCACCACUGCCCAACGCCAUCGCACCACAAGCCCUCGGUGCGCUAGCAUCCGCCCCUUCAGGGUCUGCGCUGCUCUAGGAUUGUGUGCGCUAUUCUGUUUGUUUUUCUAUCAGAUUGAUUGUUGCCCUAACGCGACUCUGUUGUUAAUUUGUUUUAAUGAUAAUAAACAAAAACGAGAAUGAAGAGUGAACUUGCUACUACUGUGUUGUGUUAAUUUUCUUUCUUCCUAAUCAGAAUUAAGAACAUAAUUGAUCAACAAUUAAUAAAUAUAUUUUCU